UUGCCAAUCUCUCGCGGUUGUCUCUCUCUCGAAGGUAAAGCUAGGGCUUUGAUAUGGCGGGUGCGGGAAUCCACCCUUACCACCAGCAAUGGGCGCCGGCGGCCGCGCCUCCUCCUCCUCCGGCGGUCGUAUCCGCGGCGCCGCCUCCCCCUCACCACCUCGUCGACAACCCGAACCGGCCCGCCAACGAUGAGGUCCGCACUAUUUUUAUCACCGGUCUUCCUGAAGAUGUUAAGGAGCGGGAGAUUCAGAACCUCCUGCGAUGGCUGCCGGGAUACGAGGCGUCUCAGGUCAACUACAAAGGCGAGAAGCCGAUGAGCUUCGCGCUGUUCGCCACUGCUCAGCAGGCUAUUGCAGCCAAGGACGCCCUUCAGAGUAUGGUUUUCGAUACGGAAUCGAAGGCAGUGUUGCAUACUGAGAUGGCUAAGAAGAAUCUUUUUGUGAAAAGAGGGAUUGUAGGGGAUUCAAAUGCUUACGAUCAGAGUAAACGGUUACGUACUGGUGACUAUACACAGGCUGGUUAUUCCAGUCCGGUGCCUUUUCAUCCUCCGCCACCGCCUGUUUGGGGACACGGGUAUAUGGCACCGCCACCUCCUCCUUACGAUCCAUAUGGUUAUCCUGUUGCUCCAGUACCAAUGCCCCCUUCUGCUCCUGUACCAGCACCUAGCAGUUAUGUACCUGUACUGAACACCAAAGAUAAUCCACCAUGCAAUACCUUAUUUAUUGGCAAUCUAGGAGAGAGUAUUAAUGAGGAAGAACUGAGGGGCUUAUUCAGCUCACAACCUGGAUUUAAGCAAAUGAAGAUCUUGAGACAGGAAAGGCAUACUGUUUGCUUCAUUGAGUUUGAAGAUGUAAACAGUGCCACCGCUGUACACCACAAUUUUCAGGGUGCUGUCAUCCCCAGCUCUGGUUCUAUAGGCAUGAGAAUACAAUACUCAAAGAACCCAUUUGGUAAAAGGAAGGAUGGGAACUACCCUGGUGCCGCCCCUGCUACAAAUGGAACUCCACCAGCAAUGACAUACCAGUAGCUUGAAGGGGAUGUACUCUGUUUCUUAUGCUACCGAAAAACACAACCACAUGAUAGGAUGCAUCUUGCUGCGCAUGCAUCCAUUUCAUAGUCACGUCAUCAGCAUUAUCAUCUCUAUUCAUGUGAAUGAAUGCACAGUGGCAUCAUGAACAUACCAUUUGGUUGUGUUAUACUGAUUUGAGACAUGCAUUUAUAAUCAGUGUGUUAAUUCCUGGAUGUUAGGGGCUAAAUUACUGUUAUCAUCUGUAGGAUUUGAGUGUGUUUUUCUUCAUAUUAUGUACAUCAAUACUAGGAAUGCACGUCUAAUUAGACAUGUUGCUCUAUACCUAUCUUUCUACAUGGGUUUGAUUAAUUCUCUUGACUCGGAAAAUCAUCUGAAGGUUGGUUCUCAUCUGUUUCAUGUCAUAACUUAUAUUAGGUUGUUUGAAAACUUAGGAUGUCACACUAUCAUGUCAUUCCCAUCACCACGACAUACUAAUUCAUAGGUCAUCGUUGAAGCAAGGAGCUAGUAGCUGUUUUAGCAUUCAAGAUCUUCAAAUCAUAACUUUUCAAAAAGCUGUUGGGAAUUAUAUGCUGUCAUUUAUAUACAGGAGUUAUCAAUACAAAAUGACAAAGCCCUGUUCAUUUGAGGAGGUCAAAGUUUUGCUUGCAGCUGCCGUUUUGUUUCAGGUAAUAUUACUUCACUAGGCAAAGGUUACUAUCUGACUGAUGCACCACGUAUGGAAGUUAAUUCUCAUUUAUCAAGCUUGAUUUUCUGUAUGUCGGUGAAGCUGCCUUAAGAAUAGAAGACUGACAUUUAACUCUGAAUGAGAAUUUCAUUAUUCGCGGGUGUUAGUUUCUAGUCCGCAUGUUUUAAUA
This is a messenger RNA of Argentina anserina (silverweed cinquefoil), 1885 nucleotides long. RefSeq lists its product as uncharacterized. The coding region runs from base 54 to 1028 and encodes 324 amino acids. The record is from RefSeq and is a predicted model, not a curated record. Gene Ontology annotation, molecular function: mRNA binding. Lineage: Eukaryota; Viridiplantae; Streptophyta; Magnoliopsida; Rosales; Rosaceae. The transcript is spliced from 8 exons.